Molecule: messenger RNA, 1262 nt
Organism: Aspergillus piperis CBS 112811
Lineage: Eukaryota; Fungi; Ascomycota; Eurotiomycetes; Eurotiales; Aspergillaceae
Product: AtmB protein
Exons: 2
Coding region: 65-799 (244 amino acids)
Molecular function (GO): lyase activity
Source: RefSeq, a predicted model, not a curated record
UAUUUCAGUCGCAAGUAUCGCUGCGAACUAAUGACACUGCGGCCACAAUCAUCGGAAUAACACCAUGGACGGCUUUGACGCUACUCAAGCUCCAGCUGCUUACAGAGCCGUUGAGCCCAUUGUUAAUAUUCUCACCUUAGCCAUGACGCUGGGCUGGCUAGUCAACUACGCUAGCAUGAUUCAUAUUUCUUUCAAAGAGAAGACAUACGCAAUGGGCAUUAUGCCUCUCUGUUGCAACAUUGCCUGGGAAUUUUCUUACGGAGUAAUAUACCAACCAAAAAAUCGAUUGGAACUGGUCGUUACGGUAACUGCGCUUAUAGUCAACGUCGCGAUCAUGUACAGCGCCAUGAGACACUCACCCAAUGAAUGGUCCCACGCACCCUUGGUCCAACGGAACCUUCGGUACAUCUUUGCCGUGUGUACUCUUGGCUUCCUGACUGGACAUAUAGCUUUUGCGGCAUACAUUGGUCCUGAAGUUGCAUAUACAUGGAGUGCGGCGUUCUGUCAAUUGCUUCUCGGCACCGGUGGCCUGUGUCAGUUGCUCUGUCGGGGAAGUAGUCGUGGGGCGUCGAAUCUUCUAUGGAUAUCGAGGUUUAUUGGUUCUCUUAGCGUACUGGGUAUGGCUGCGUUACGUUGGAGGUACUGGCCUGAGGCAUUUGCCUGGCUGGACAAUCCUCUGAUUUUGUGGUCGGCGGGGAUGUUUCUCUUUCUAGAUUUGUCAUAUGGCCUUUGCUAUUGGUACAUCCUGAGAGUCGAAAAGAAGGAGGCCUUAAGACAAGAACACCUUGCGAAGUCUUAAUGAUUGGUGAUUCACUAGUACUUUGAGCUGGCAUUUGGGAUCGCCGGGGGAUACAAGGACUGCCACGUCAUGCAGGAAGAAACGAGAGCCCGGAUACCAUGAGAAAACAACAUUGGGUCUCCCCAUUGUACUUGGACAACAAUCGGACAGUCGAUAGCAUAUGUGGUACUUUUUGUAACGCACGGUGGCAGACUGGCCUGCUGCUGUGUUUAUCGUGGGCAUAGUCAUUGAAGUCACCGGGUAGUUAGUAUUACUUGUACCUCUUCGCUAUUCUCUUUCAUCGAUCGACAAAAUGUCCUGCAAGUCCUCUACAAAGGGUAUCCCGACUUUCGACGAAAGUAAUAUUUGCCUAGAGCUUCGACGACUGGGCUACUGCCACUACGGCCAAUCGGAAGAUCUACGAAGGCUAUAUUGUAGUUGGAGCGGAUGGCGUAAAUAGUCGUGGAGGGCCGACAUCUGAAAG